CAAAAGUGAAAAUACACGAAAAAACAGAGAGUGCGGCUUAAGCAAAUACAGUUGCUUUAUAUAUUUUGUCGAGGCCUUGAUCAUCCUGGUCUUAUAGAUUUUCUCAGAAAAUCCGGAGACUAUUUUCCGUCAAAAUUUGGCCAAACAGCAUGGAAAUAUGUCCUUCUGUGAAAAAUAUCCUUCUGUUGGAUUCUGAAGGAAAACGCAUAGCUGUUAAAUACUAUUCAGAUGAUUGGCCGACUAACAAUUCCAAGGAAGCUUUUGAGAAAUCAGUGUUUACCAAGACUCAGAAGACUAAUGCUCGCACUGAAGCGGAGAUAACUAUGCUUGAGAAUAGCAUUAUUAUUUACAAGUUUGUUCAAGAUCUUCACUUUUUUGUUACUGGGAGUGAGGAUGAAAAUGAGCUCAUCUUAGCCAAUGUUCUUCAGGGUUUUUUUGAUGCAGUAGGCCUUCUCCUAAGAGGCAAUGUGGACAAGAAAGAGGCACUUGAGAAUCUAGAUCUAAUUCUGUUGUGCCUUGAUGAAAUUGUGGACGGAGGUAUUAUUCUGGAAACUGAUGCAAAUGUCAUUGCUGGGAAGGUAGCAAGUAAUAGUAUGGACGCAGGAGCUCCAUUGUCUGAACAGACACUAACUCAAGCACUAGCAACGGCACGUGAACAUUUGACAAGAUCUCUUCUUAAAUGAAAACUUGUAACAGCCAAAAGAGAGGGGCAAAGAGAUUUCUUAUAUUUCUAGUUUUAGGUGUUCAAUUUUAUAUCUGUAGAUGACGGGAAAGCUCCCAUUUUUCUCAUGACUGGGUCUUUUUUUUUUUUUUUUUUUUUUUUUUC
Jatropha curcas is the source of this 826-nucleotide messenger RNA. Its product is annotated as coatomer subunit zeta-2. The record is from RefSeq and is a predicted model, not a curated record. Gene Ontology annotation, biological process: intra-Golgi vesicle-mediated transport; retrograde vesicle-mediated transport, Golgi to endoplasmic reticulum; intracellular protein transport. Gene Ontology annotation, cellular component: COPI vesicle coat. Lineage: Eukaryota; Viridiplantae; Streptophyta; Magnoliopsida; Malpighiales; Euphorbiaceae.